AUUGGAGCAUAAACAAGAAGAGAAGACUGGGAUUAGGAUGCCGCUGCCGCCUGCUUGUGUGUGACGGUGGGCUGCCUUGUUGAGCGCUCGCAUGCCGCCGCCUCCUCUCCAACUCCCUCCCAUAUUCUCUUUUGCGCACUCUAUCUUCCCCUUGCUCUUGAUCUGUCACUAGUUCUCUCUCUCUCUUUCUCUCUCCCUCUCACUGUUCUAGUCGGGCUACUGCAGUCGUCCACCAGCCAGCCAGCCAGCCGCACACAUGGCCAACUAACACAACUUCCUACCUCAGCCAGCCUCAGCGGAGGAAAACUAUCAACUAAGCAAGACGACCACAGGAGACACGCUAAAAGAAGGACCAGCGUGUGCUUGGACGACUCCUCGAUCGCCAUUUACGGAUACGGAGCCGACUUUGUCACACAUCCAUCCUCUCUCUUUUUUUUUUCUCUUGAGGACAAGAGCGCUUCCCUCUCGCUUUCUCGCUCACUCUUCAACAGCCUUUUGCCAAGCACCGGCAGUGCAGUGCAUCCCUAUUCUACAACCGACACAACACCACCUCCACCCCCCUUGCACCACCACCACCACCACUACCAUCUCUCCCACCACCAACACCACCACCUCCCUAAGGAGGAAUAGACGGAUUACUGCUAACUGUGCACACGGCAGCCUGCAGCUGCUCUGACCGGGCCAGCCCGAUGCUGGGAGGAGGCACGAGAAGCGCAGAGGAAAAGAAGAGGAACAGAGGAGGAGGAUGAGGGGGAUGAUUGUGCCCGGAGUUCUUUAGCCUUUUUCUGUCUCUCAGUCUCGGUCACAACAGGGCUAAUCGCCAGCCUCGGAGCCCUUGGCAAAGUCACACUGAGGGAGGUCUUGCCACCAAACAAGGUGACCAUCAUGGAUCGGGAGAUGGCCAGCCAGUGAUUUUUUUUUUAAAUUUGAUUUUUUACUUUUACUCCCCUCCUCCAACCCAGUGAAAUUGACCAUACAUCAAUUUUACAUCUGAGAGUCUUGGGCCUGGUAGGGUGAUCUGGGACAACAGAGAUCCUCAUACCUGGCAAGCCUUUUUGGCCUUACCUGUAACCCAAUAGUCCUCAGUCCUCAAGACCAGGAGCCAUUUUGUACCAUCAGCCAAUCAAAGGCCACAUCAUUCAAUCUGAGUGGCAAAGUAAGACAAGUAAAUCCUGCUACACUGACCCAUGGACGAACAUUAUAAAUCAACGAGACGAAAACGAUUCCCAUACUAAUGAGCGUCUUCCUACACUGUCGAUGGAACUCGGGAGCCUCAAGUUGCUCCAGCCAGGCUAGGGUGAUACAUCCUCUGGUGUGUGCCAUCUCACCCCACCAUGCAGAAUAAUGUGCCCUCCACAUCAUGAGUCCUUUGGGCCAGGUUAGUGUGCAGCCUACCUGGAACACAGCCCUGCUUGCCGUGCUCUCCCUCAUGGUACCUGCCCUCGGUAUGUGCCAGUCCAGCAGCCCAACACUGGGCUCAGCCGGCUCGCAGAACUGUCCAGGCAUGUGCUCCUGCACCAACCAGCUCAGCAAGGUGGUGUGUACCCGCAGAAGUCUGAUUCGGGUUCCUCCGGACAUCCCAGCCAACACCAGGUUCCUUAACCUGAUGGAAAAUAGCAUAGAGAUCAUACAGGCUGACACCUUCAGGCACCUGCAUCACCUGGAGGUGCUGCAGUUGGGCAGGAAUGCUAUCAGACAGAUUGAAGUGGGGGCCUUCAAUGGCCUGACAAGUCUUAACACUUUGGAGCUGUUUGACAAUAGGCUUACUGUCAUACCCAGUGGAGCUUUUGAGUACUUGUCAAAGCUAAGAGAAUUGUGGCUGAGGAACAAUCCCAUCGAGAGCAUCCCGUCUUACGCUUUCAAUCGCGUCCCCUCUCUAAUGAGACUCGAUCUCGGAGAGCUGAGAAAGUUGGAGUUCAUCUCCGACGGGGCAUUUGAGGGUCUCCAUAACCUCAAGUACCUCAAUUUGGGCAUUUGCAACCUAAGGGAGUUCCCCAAUCUCUCGCCCCUCGUGGGUUUGGAGGAGCUUGAAAUAUCAGAGAACGUUUUCCCUGAACUUAAACCCGUCGCCUUCCACGGGCUCAAGAAUUUACGCAAACUGUGGAUUAUGAACUCCGCCAUCACCUCCAUUGAGAGGAAUGCAUUUGAUGACAUCACAGCUUUGGUGGAGUUGAACUUGGCUCAUAAUAAUCUGUCAUCUCUCCCCCAUAACCUCUUCACCCCCCUUCAGUAUUUAGUGGAGCUACAUCUGCACCACAACCCCUGGAAAUGUGACUGUGACGUAGUGUGGCUCUCCUGGUGGCUCAGAGAGUACAUUCCCACCAAUUCCACCUGCUGUGGACGCUGCCAUAUCCCUGGCCACAUGAAAGGGAGAUACCUGGUGGAGGUGGACCAGACCACGUUUCAAUGCUCGGCACCAUUCAUACUUGACGCUCCGAGAGAUUUGAACAUCUCAGCGGCAAGGGUGGCAGAACUCAAGUGUCGCACAGCUGCCAUGAGCUCUGUAAGAUGGCUUCUCCCCAGCGGGACAGUACUGACACAUGGUUCGGUUCACCCACGGAUAUCUGUGCUUAAUGACGGAACACUAAACUUUUCCAAUGUUCUGCCAUCAGACACGGGCGUCUACACUUGCAUGGUGAGCAACAUGGCCGGGAAUUCAAACGCCUCGGCUUACCUAAAUGUCACUAAUGCCGAACUCAAUACAUCAAACCUAUCCUAUUUUACUACUGUAACCGUGGAGGUAUUGGAGCCAACUGUGGAUGAAACCCCCAAACCUAAGCCAACUUCCCCUGCCUCGCCCUCUGUCUUCAAACCUGUGUUCAUCUCCACCCCUACCGUGCUGUUCCAAAACACGCAAACCCCAAGGCAGGUGUCAAUCCCUACUGCCAGAAUCCCCAGCGGGCCUGCUGCUAGCCUGGAUGAGAUCAUGAAAACCACAAAAAUUAUCAUUGGCUGUUUUGUUGCUGUGACCUUGUUGGCAGCGGCCAUGUUAAUAGCAUUCUAUAAGUUACGUAAGCGGCAUCAACAGAGGAGCACAGUGGCCGCGGCCAGGACCAUAGAGAUCAUCCAAAUGGAGGAGGAAGUUCCUCCCGUACCGCCCUCUUCUGGAUCUAGUGGCUCAGAGGAGACGGGGUUGGUAUUGCCUACCUUAGUGGAACACAACAGCAACACAUUUAAGCCUGGUUUUGUGUCAUCCUCUCGCCAUGGGGCUUACGCAGCCCAUUGGACCCAGAACAACACUCUACAUCGUUCAGCCAGACAGCAUCACAGCCACAUCAGCACCAUAGCGGAUCCUUAUAUCAUUAAGACUACUCAUGGGAAAGAGAAGGUUCAAGAGACCCAAAUCUGAAUAAUGUUCCUCCUGGGAUUUGUCUCUGACUCUGCACUAACCUCCUGUCCAUGUCGUUGAACGCACAAAGAAAAAAAAACAUGGUAUCUUUCUUUUGUACAGAAGUGCAAGGCAGAGAUACUUCUAAUUUCUUGUACAUGCCUAUACAUAAGUAUAUCACUGAAAAGAAAACAAAUCUAUAUAUCUAUAUAAGUACAUGAGACUAUCAGAACGUGGUAAGACAUGCAGAUUCUAUUCGAAAAAAAAAGAAAUUUGACACUUUUUUCUAAUCACAGGUGACCUCUAUUCAAAGACUGAUUUUAGUGAAUGAGAGUGAGAAAAGGAAAUUUUUGGACCAUAAUUAGGAUGCAGUAAAAAAAUGACUAUUUAUGGUUUCUGAUCGCAUUUUUGUAAGGAUAGUGAUGUGAUGGCACAGAUCCAGCGUGUGCUGUUCAGUAGCCAAGAGACAAAUGCUUUUGGACUGCAGUACAUUUUGUGCAGCUCCGAUUUUAACCCUGUGUUUGAUGAUGUCAUACUGUGAGUGUUUUUUUUUUUAAUCUAAACACAUCAAAUGAUAAUGACGCACAGACUAGCAGUUGUUACAUAUACUUUGUUCUGUUUCUGGGUUCCAUUCUGUUGUGUUUCUCUCCCUUUUACGUUUUGCUUUUUAAUAGCUUGUGUAGUGUUUAGGGCUAAUUUAGUAAUGCAUUACAGCAGUUGCCUGACUUGUCUCUGCAAGGGCUCAUUCUGAUGCUAAUUCUUCAGCGGAACUGACAUGUGGUGCGGUACAGGGCUUUGCGGACCAUUUUGGUUUGGGAAAGGGGGGGAAAAAGGAUUGACAUUAAACACAAUGAAUGUCUGUCUGAUAUACCGAGCUUUUUCCAUUGCCUACAUCGACUUUGUUUUACCUGUUUAUUUUGAGGAACACUAUUUUUAUGGAGAGACAAACAGAGGCUAUGAAAAAAAUAAAAUAAAACCUUCUGGUUUGUAUUUCUUUUAACUGAAACACAUUCAUCCCCUGUCUUUUGUGUGUGAUUUGUUUAAUCGAGGGGAAAAAAAAGCGGGGCCCAAAUUGUAGAACUAACCCCAAACCUCCCAUUUUACGCUCCUAUGCAUUUACUUGGUGUCUCCAUGAAUGGGUCUUUAAGUAACGGGUGUACAAUGCUGCAUUAUACCCCACAGUGGGGCUCUAUGCAGGUCAGAUAGGCUAUUGGUCUUUGAUUCUUCCACUUCUUCAAACAUUGAUCGUUUUUCACUGACUGAGCAGAAAAAAAUACAUGUAUUCCACAGUUGUACCUUUUGUGGGUUUCUUUUCCUUACAUCUGCAAGUUCCAAUGUAUAAUUUAAUGUCUUUUCAGCAAAAUCUUUUGAGUUAGCAUCUGAUUUCAAGAAUGUCAAGCUUGAUCUUGACCUUACAAUGGAGAGUAGACAAUGUUAUUAUUAUUAUUAUUAUUAUUAUUAUUAUUAUUGUUUUUAUUAUUGUUAUUUGAACGUCUGGUUCAUUUGUAUAACUUAGAAAACCUUUGACCUUACUCUCCAAAUCGAUUUACAUAACAUACCUACUGCAGAGAGUAAACAAAAUCUAAAUCAAACUCUGCAGAAAGCUCAUCAUUUAUAAAAUGUUGCACAUGCACAAAAUAAAUAAAUGAAUAAAAUCAUCCAGCUGAGGCUAUUUGCAGAAAUUAAAGUCCAAGCCCUGUGAUUAUUAUACAGCAUGGUGAGUUGGCAGGAACAGCAAGGCUCGAUUCAACAGCUCCACAGGCUGGCGGUUGUGUCGCUAAUCACAAAGGUUAGCCAUCGUUAAUAUUUUUGGAGGAAAGCUAUAUUCCCAUUUUGUGCCUUGACCUCGCUCGCAAUCAACAUGGUCUGAUGAGAUUUUAAUGAGGGUUUAAAACACAAACAAGAAAAAUAUUGUUUUUGUUAAUGCAGCUUUUUUUUUGUGACGUGUAUUUGUUGAGAGUGAUGUUCUUGAAAAACCUGGUGAAAUCAAAAAAUGGCAAACAGGUGCUUGUGCUCUGGACAAAGUGUUAUUUUCCACCAAAAUAUUGCUUAUUGUGACAUGGAUUCAUAGCACAUAGUGUCAUUUUUAGAAAAUUAAUCCAGGAAAAAAAUAUUAAUUCAAGUAUUUCCAAAGCAUGUUACUUUUGUAUAGCAUUCUUUUUCUACAAAAUUAACAAUGGAAUUAAUUAAUUGGAAAAAAAACCAGUUCGGGUACUAAAAACCUACCAAGAUUUUGUAUUUAAUUCAGCACAUUCUUUCAGUGCAAGAUCCAACUAAAUUCUCAAGGGAACAGGCGCUAUUAAUAGGCGUGACCAUACAUCUGGUUCAGCAAAAUCAGGUACAGUAAUGAUGUAACAGUCUUGUGAAUGAAUGGGAACAGGUUAUGUCAGGCUGACACACGCGUUGUUAGAUAAGUGUUUUUAGGAAGCACAGCAGGUCGUGUCAAAGCACAAGUGGGCCUGUCUGUGAAAAUAUGAGAGGAAAAACACCUGAUAUGAUUUAUCUUGCGCAAUUCAGCCUCACAUUUUCAAUUAAGUACAUUGAAAUCAUCAAAAGUGAAAAUACAGUGGUGCCUUGAGAUUAGAGUUUUCUUCAAUCAUUAAUCAAAACCUUGAAUCAUAGGUUCGAGAAAUAAAUGGAAAUGGAAAAUCCAUUUCAGUCUCGCCAAAAUACAAAAGCAACGUAUUUUGAUUUAAAAUGUCUUUAUUUCUUGUCUACCACAUGAUUUUGUUUUUCAGUUUGACCUAUUGCUCAAUAUAUUCCAUUACAUUAUUAUGAUUAUUAUCAAUUUGAAAACCUGAUGUGCUUGAGAUUAAACUAAGGCAGAUUUGGAACGCAAAAAAGAAAAUCGACGUGUUUACCCGUGUCCCUGAUUAAAAAAAAGAAGUCAAACUUUGUUGGCCAGUGUAAUUGAAUGAAUGUAAAGAAUUGAACCGUUUGUAAAUCAUGAUUAAUGGCAGCUCCUUUUGGCGUGCAUGACUUGGACACCAGGUCUGAGUGUAGUUCAAUCAUAGAGACACAAACGAAGAAGAGUUUCACAACUACUGUAAGUUACUUAGUGAGCUACAGUAAUAGUAGUUGAUUUUCACAGAGCAUAAAUAUCUCUGUGAGUUUUGUUAGAUUGUCUGUCUACAUGUAUUGAUGCACCGUUUGUUUUCAGAUGUCCAUUGCUUAAAGCAUUACAAUACCGCUACGUGGAUGUUAUUCAUUAACCCAUUUGUGGUAUUUCAGAUCGCUUGUUAGCAUGAAGGCAAGGAGUUUUUCCUAAGGAUAAAUGAUGUAGUUGUUUAAACCGUGUAAUUCUCUUUGUUUUAUGUUUAGUUUGACAGUAAACUUCCAACUGAUAGAAACAUUAAAAA
Messenger RNA from Hippocampus zosterae (dwarf seahorse), 6687 nucleotides. RefSeq names its product leucine rich repeat containing 4.2 (gene lrrc4.2). The transcript is spliced from 2 exons. The record is from RefSeq and is a predicted model, not a curated record. NCBI's taxonomy places the organism in Eukaryota, Metazoa, Chordata, Actinopteri, Syngnathiformes, Syngnathidae. The coding region runs from base 1361 to 3349 and encodes 662 amino acids. Gene Ontology annotation, molecular function: protein binding. Gene Ontology annotation, biological process: postsynaptic density protein 95 clustering; synaptic membrane adhesion; modulation of chemical synaptic transmission. Gene Ontology annotation, cellular component: glutamatergic synapse; plasma membrane; postsynaptic density membrane.